This is a messenger RNA of Syngnathus typhle (broad-nosed pipefish), 861 nucleotides long. RefSeq names its product sperm acrosome associated 4 like (gene spaca4l). The record is from RefSeq and is a predicted model, not a curated record. Lineage: Eukaryota; Metazoa; Chordata; Actinopteri; Syngnathiformes; Syngnathidae. The coding region runs from base 22 to 489 and encodes 155 amino acids. The transcript has 3 exons.
GGGGGGGGUGGAAGAUUAUAAAUGAGGCGAUGGUGGAAGACUAAAGUUUUAUUUCUAACGGUCUGUGUGCACGCAGGUUUACAGCUCUUCGACAUCUUGUCAAUCAACAUGAACCGAAUUCUUGUCCAGAUUUUCGCCUUGGGAGUCUGCUUUGCACUCGGCCAGGCUCUGGAGUGCUACGAAUGUAAAAUUGGCUUCUGGAACCUGUGCGUCACCAAGAAGGUCACUUGUCAGGCAGGGGAGCAUUGCUUCAGGGGAAGCGGCAAAGCAGCUGGCUUUGUGACUGUCUCCAUGAAGGGAUGCCUUGUGAAGGAUGAGUGUAAUAAAACCAGUGAUGUGAAUUUCCCCUCCAACACCAACACCACCAUCUACAAGAUGACCAAGACUUGUUGCAACAGCAACCUGUGCAACUCCGCACCAAGAAUCUCCAAUGGGCCGCUGGUCCUUGCCACCAUCAGCGCUCUGCUUAUGGCCAACAUGCUGGUGUAAAGAGUCUCAUAUUAUCCAUAAACCCAAGAGGACUUUUUUUUUUUUUUUUUAUCGUAUUGACGGUUUCCAAAGCAUUACAAUGGCUCUAGCUGAUUUCGUGUCUCCAUUGCUUCAGUCCUCCUUUCAUCCAUCUAAAGAUUUAGCUUUCAUUUUUUUUGUAUUGGUAAAAAUGCUCAGCAUGUAACUAUAUGGGAAAGUUGUAAAAGGUUGACAUUGAUUGCAAGAAUCUGCCAGAAUGAGAUGUUGACUUAAGAUUAACCAAAAGUGGACACAUUUAUUUUGAGUCCACUUGUGUAUUUGAUGAUUAUCAGAAAUGGCUUAUGUAAGAUCGUAUCAUUUCAAAGAUGCAAAUAAAGUUUUUUAAAUUGGAAA